Molecule: messenger RNA, 951 nt
Organism: Jatropha curcas
Lineage: Eukaryota; Viridiplantae; Streptophyta; Magnoliopsida; Malpighiales; Euphorbiaceae
Product: ethylene-responsive transcription factor ERF022
Biological process (GO): regulation of DNA-templated transcription
Molecular function (GO): DNA binding; DNA-binding transcription factor activity
Source: RefSeq, a predicted model, not a curated record
ACUCUACUCUUGCUACUUCAACUACUACAAUGGAAGAUAUCUAUACCACCACCGUCGACAGUGGCCGCACCGGCCUUCCUCCUUCAAGAUAUCGCGGCAUCCGCCAACGGAAAUGGGGGAAAUGGGUGUCUGAAAUCCGGGAACCAGGUAAGAAAACGCGUAUUUGGUUAGGGAGUUAUGAAUUACCGGAGAUGGCAGCCGCAGCUUAUGAUGUGGCAGCAUUGCAUUUCCGAGGAAGUGGAGCUCACUUGAACUUUCCGGAAUUAGUGGAUAGUUUACCUAGGCCAGCGAGCUCUAGUGCGGAGGAUGUGCAAAUGGCAGCGCAAGAAGCGGCUAUGAGGUUUGGGAAUAAUAUAAGGGCGACAAAAUGUUCGGAGGUUGGUGGCUGCGGCGGCUCUGGUGGAGGUAGUGGUGGCGUUGGCGAUGGUUUAGGUCCUGUAAGGAUUGGGCUUUCGCCUAGUCAAAUUCAAGCUAUUAAUGAGACGCCAUUGGAUUCACCAAAGAUGUGGAUGGAGUUGGCUGGGGCUCUAUUAUUAGCAGAGUCUACAGCUUGGGAGAAUGUUGAUUUUGAUUUCAAUGAGUUAGAGGAAAUUGAAGAUACUUCCAUUUGGAAUUACUAAUUAAUAAGUAAUUAAUGGAGAUUAAAUAUUAUAUACUUAAAAAUUAACACACUGUAUUCAUAAAAGCAAGUAUCAAAAUUCUUUUGAUUAGAGAAAACAAAUAAUUUAAUCGUUAAAGAUGUAAUUAUUAGGCUCUAUUUUAAGCAUUGGAGGAGUUUUUUUUUUUAUAUAUAUUUAUUUAAUUAGCUCUUUUAGUGUGUAAUCAGUGGCGAAGUCACUUUGAAGAGAAGGGAUAGUUUCCGGCUUUGCUCCGGUAUGUAAAAUGUGUUAUAGAGCCUAAAUGUGAUAUUAUGUUAAAGAUAAUAUAUAAAAUGUUUGAAUAAUUUUUCUA